GGGCGUCGUUAGACUGGUAAUUGUUGGCCAAGUGCUCCUGACCUGACCCGCACUUGAUUUUGAACGAAACAACGAAGGCUUGUCGUAUGAGCCAUUUUAAAACUCGGAAAGAAUUAAUUCAUUUUUGCCGUUGCAGCAAUUAUGUCGAAUCGCCCUGAGUUAAAGGUUGACGACGAGCAAGGCUUCAUCAAGUUCUUCAAAUCCCUCCCCACCGAAGACAGCGAGACGAUCCGCAUCUUCAACCGCGGCGACUACUACACCGCCCACGGCGAAGAUGCCUCCUUCAUCGCCCGCACCGUCUACAAGACGACCUCCGUCCUCCGCCAGCUCGGCCGCAACGACCACACCGGCCUCCCCUCCGUCACCAUGACCGUCACCGUCUUCCGAAACUUCCUGCGCGAGGCGCUGUUUCGCCUCGGGAAGAGGAUAGAGGUCUGGGAGAGCACGGGUCGCAUGCAGUGGAAGGUCGGCAAGCAGGCGUCGCCGGGGAACCUCCAGGAUAUUGAGGAUGAGCUGGGGGGGCAGAUCGAUGCUGCGCCUAUCAUGCUGGCUGUUAAGGUGUCGGCCAAGGCUUCUGAGACGCGGAAUGUGGGUGUUUGCUUUGCUGAUGCCAGUGUGCGGGAGUUGGGUGUCAGCGAGUUUCUCGAUAACGACCUGUACUCGAAUCUUGAGUCGCUCCUCAUCCAGCUGGGUGUCAAGGAGUGUUUGAUUCAAGUCGAUAAGUCGAAUAAGGAUAUUGAGAUUUCGAAACUAAAGGCAAUUAUUGAUAGCUGUGGGAUUGCUGUCUCGGAACGCCCAAUUACGGAUUUCGGAACGAAAGAUAUCGAGCAAGACCUGGCACGCAUUCUGAGGGACGAGGCCGCAUCGGGGGCCUUACCACAAACGGAUCUGAAGCUCGCUAUGGGCUCUGCUGCGGCGUUAAUCAAAUACCUUGGUAUCUUACACGACCCGUCAAAUUUUGGCCAGUAUCAGCUCUAUCAACACGACCUAGCACAAUUCAUGAAGCUGGACUCCCCAGCCCUGAAAGCACUGAAUCUUAUGCCUGGCCCGAGAGAUGGCUCGAAGACAAUGAGUCUAUUUGGGCUACUGAACCACUGCAAAACUGCAGUUGGCACUAGGCUUCUGGCGCAGUGGCUAAAACAGCCGCUUAUGAGCAAGGAUGAGAUCGAGAAGAGACAAAUGCUGGUGGAAAGUUUUGUCGAGGAUACGGAACUACGACAGACGAUGCAGGAAGAACAUCUCCGUUCGAUACCCGACUUGUAUAGGCUAGCGAAGCGGUUCCAGAAGAAAAUGGCGAACCUGGAGGACGUUGUAAGAGCAUACCAAGUUGUUAUUAGGCUACCCGGCUUCAUCGGGACUUUGGAGGGAGUUAUGGACGACAAGUACAAGGAUAUCCUUGACGACGCAUAUACUGUUAAGAUCAGAGAGUAUUCGGAGAGCCUCUCCAGGUUACAGGAGAUGGUCGAAACGACGGUGGACUUAGAUGCCAUGGAUCGCCAUGAGUUCAUCAUCAAGCCAGAAUUCGACGACAGCCUUCGCAUCAUUCGAAAGAAUCUUGAUAAGCUGAAGUAUGAUAUGGAAAAAGAGUCUCAAAGUGUAUCAGAUGAUCUCGAUCAGGAACUCGACAAGAAGCUAUUUUUGGAAAACCACAGGACACACGGCUGGUGCCUGCGGUUGACAAGGACAGAGGCAGCUUGUAUCCGCAACAAAAAGCGGUACUUGGAAUGCUCGACGCAGAAGAACGGCGUCUACUUCACAACGAACGCGCUGCAGAGUAUGCGCCGGGAGCAUGAUCAGCUUUCAGAGAAUUAUAACCGCACUCAAAGUAGCUUGGUCAAUGAGGUUGUUAGCGUUGCUACAUCAUACUGUCCUGUUAUUGAGCUGUUGGCUGGCGUUCUCGCCCACUUAGAUGUGAUUGUCAGCUUCGCUCACGUUUCCGUACAUGCUCCUACGGCCUACACCAAGCCCAAGAUGCACGAACGGGGAACCGGCGAUACCAUACUUAAAGAGGCUCGCCAUCCAUGUAUGGAGAUGCAAGAUGACAUCCAGUUCAUAACAAACGAUGUCUCCCUGAUCCGCAAGAAAUCCGAAUUUUUGAUCAUCACCGGUCCCAAUAUGGGCGGUAAGUCGACCUAUAUUCGCCAGGUCGGCGUUAUCGCACUGAUGGCCCAAAUCGGCUGCUUUGUUCCCUGCACAACAGCAGAAUUGACCAUUUUCGACUGCAUUCUUGCCCGUGUCGGUGCUAGCGAUUCUCAGCUCAAGGGCGUGUCAACCUUCAUGGCCGAGAUGUUGGAGACUGCCAAUAUCCUAAAGUCUGCAACAUCCGAAUCACUCAUAAUAAUAGACGAGCUCGGCCGCGGAACAAGCACAUAUGAUGGAUUUGGCCUCGCUUGGGCUAUUUCAGAGCACAUCGUCAAGGAAAUAGCCGCCUUCAGCAUGUUUGCGACUCACUUCCACGAGUUAACGGCACUUGCAGACGAGUUUCCACAGGUCUCUAACCUUCACGUCGUUGCUCAUAUUGGUGACGGCCCGCAAUCGGAUGGCAAAGGUGACAAGAGAGAAGUAACCCUUCUUUACAAGGUAGAAGACGGAGUCUGCGACCAAAGUUUUGGUAUCCAUGUCGCGAAGCUCGUUCGAUUCCCGGAGAAGGUCGUGAAUAUGGCGAAGCGGAAGGCGGACGAAUUAGAAGACUUUACUGGCAAGCAUGAAAAUGACGCGGUGAAGGUUAAGAGGGAGGACGUGGAAGAUGGAAGUGUUAUGCUGAAAGGGCUUCUGAAGACUUGGAAGAGCCAGUGCGAGAGUGAAGGCCUGCAGGGAGAUGAUAUGGUGGCGAGGAUGAAGGAAUUGGUUAUGGCGGAUAAGAAGCUGCUCGACAGCCCAUUCUUCCAGAGUGUGAAGGCUCUAUGAGUAUGAGGGACAAGGUGUUUGGAGUUGUGAAAUAUAGCUGAGUGGGGGGAUAUAUCAUAUGAUCAUGCUGGUUUAAGGACAGCCAGACAACUUAAUCCAGUAACUUGACUCAUGCGAAUAGACAAAUAAUGAAAUUUGUUUUGGGACCGAUUGAUCCGAGAGGAGGGAACGAUUGAGAACAUUAUCGGUGAACAAUACCGGUUGCUCCUUCUAGUUGAGUAUGAAGACUUGCAAGUCGUGAGAACCAAACCAGGAAAAAGGCUAGUAAUAUUUUGAUUUGUUUUUCGAAUCGAUCUCCAUUCUACCUUCAAC
This is a messenger RNA of Pseudogymnoascus destructans, 3219 nucleotides long. RefSeq names its product MutS-like protein (gene MSH2). The transcript has 2 exons. The record is from RefSeq and is a predicted model, not a curated record. The coding region runs from base 142 to 2907 and encodes 921 amino acids. NCBI's taxonomy places the organism in Eukaryota, Fungi, Ascomycota, Leotiomycetes, Thelebolales, Thelebolaceae. Gene Ontology annotation, biological process: mitotic recombination; mismatch repair. Gene Ontology annotation, cellular component: MutSalpha complex; nucleus. Gene Ontology annotation, molecular function: ATP binding; ATP-dependent DNA damage sensor activity; mismatched DNA binding.